Molecule: messenger RNA, 4884 nt
Organism: Poecile atricapillus (Black-capped chickadee)
Lineage: Eukaryota; Metazoa; Chordata; Aves; Passeriformes; Paridae
Product: zinc finger RNA-binding protein-like
Exons: 21
Coding region: 179-3418 (1079 amino acids)
Cellular component (GO): precatalytic spliceosome
Molecular function (GO): double-stranded RNA binding; zinc ion binding; single-stranded RNA binding
Source: RefSeq, a predicted model, not a curated record
CCGGCCUCACUUUGCCGUUGUCGCCGUAGGUGUGUGUGGAGGGGGGAAGGGAGCGAGCGAACGCGGCGGUGAGGAGGGGGGUGAGAGUUCAACCGCCAUUGUCCCUGCUAGCUUGCACUCAUGAUUCCUAUAUGCCCGGUAGUUUCUUUCACCUACGUGCCCAGCCGCCUGGGAGAAGAUGCCAAAAUGGCCACCGGCAACUACUUUGGAUUCACCCAUAGCGGGGCUGCUGCCCAGUAUAGGUGCUCACAGUAUGUUUAUCUUUUACUUGACAGUUGUGAAAUUUGAAACUGGGUUGUCAUGGGGUAUGAAGGAGUUUUUAAAUAACAUAGAGGAUUAUUUUUUCCAGCAGCCAGCUUCGGGUGUAGCUUAUUCCCAUCCAACUACAGUUGCCAGCUACACUGUCCACCAGGCACCAGUUGCUGCGCACACUGUCACUGCAGCCUAUGCUCCAGCAGCAGCUACAGUUGCAGUAGCCAGGCCUGCUCCAGUAGCUGUUGCAGCUGCUGCAACAGCUGCUGCUUAUGGAGGCUAUCCUACAGCGCACACAGCUACAGAUUAUGGUUAUACACAGAGGCAACAAGAAGCUCCACCACCACCACCUCCUGUCACUACGCAGAAUUACCAGGAUUCCUAUUCGUAUGUUCGAUCUACUGCCCCAGCUGUAGCUUAUGACAGCAAACAAUACUAUCAACAACCAACAGCAACUGCUGCGGCUGUGGCUGCUGCUGCCCAGCCUCAACCUUCAGUAGCUGAGUCAUACUACCAGACAGCUCCAAAAGCAGGAUAUAGCCAAGGGGCAACUCAGUAUACCCAAGCCCAGCAAACACGACAAGUAACAGCUAUAAAACCUGCAACCCCAAGUCCAGCAACAACUACAUUUUCUAUAUAUCCAGUAUCCUCUACUGUGCAGCCGGUAGCAGCUGCAGCUACUGUUGUUCCAUCCUAUACUCAAAGUGCAACAUACAGUACAACAGCAGUUACUUAUUCUGGUACCUCUUAUUCUGGCUAUGAAGCUGCAGUAUAUUCAGCUGCAUCAUCCUAUUACCAGCAGCAGCAGCAGAAACAGGCAGCAGCAGCAGCAGCUGCUGCUGCAACAGCUGCUUGGACAGGGACCACCUUUACUAAAAAGGCACCAUUCCAAAAUAAGCAACUGAAACCAAAGCAACCUCCCAAACUGCCCCAGAUCCACUACUGUGAUGUUUGCAAGAUCAGCUGUGCUGGACCACAGACUUAUAAAGAACACUUAGAAGGCCAGAAACACAAAAAGAAAGAAGCAGCAUUAAAAGCUUCCCAGAACACCAAUAACAGCAGUACUUCUGCUCGUGGAACUCAGAAUCAGUUGCGCUGUGAACUUUGUGAUGUGUCUUGUACAGGAGCAGAUGCUUAUGCUGCCCAUAUCCGUGGAGCCAAACAUCAGAAAGUAGUAAAGUUGCACACAAAACUUGGCAAACCUAUUCCUUCAACUGAACCAAAUGUGGUUACCCAAGCUGCUACUUCAACAUCCACAUCUGCUUCUAAACCAGCUGCCUCUGCUUCAAAUAUAGCAACUAGCAGCAGUACUGUGAACUCCUCUGUUACAUCCUCUGCAGUAAAAAUUCUUACUCCCACGGCAAAUGCACCACUUAACACUGUGUCCAACAACAAAACAUCUUCAACUGCUGCUAAUAUAGCUGUAAAGAAAAUAUCUCCACCAAAAAUAAACUUUGUUGGUGGUAAUAAACUUCAGACAACAGGAAGUAAACUGGAAGAAAUGAAAUCAGCUGAAAGUGUUAAAGCAACAACUGCUGCUACAAUACAAACACAGGAAGUAAAACCAGACACAGCAGCUGAACCAGUGACACGUACGACUCUUGCUGCCUUGCAAAGUGAUGUCCAGCCAGUGGGCCAUGACUAUGUGGAGGAGGUAAGAAAUGAUGAAGGAAAGGUAAUCCGCUUUCACUGUAAACUUUGUGAAUGCAGUUUUAAUGAUCCUAAUGCCAAAGAGAUGCACUUAAAAGGGAGGCGGCACAGACUUCAGUAUAAGAAAAAAGUAAACCCAGAUUUACAAGUAGAAGUAAAGCCUAGUAUUCGAGCAAGAAAAAUUCAAGAAGAGAAGAUGAGGAAACAGAUGCAGAAAGAAGAAUACUGGAGAAGGCGAGAAGAGGAAGAACGCUGGAGGAUGGAAAUGAGGCGAUAUGAAGAGGACAUGUACUGGAGGAGAAUGGAGGAAGAGCAGCAUCACUGGGAUGACCGUCGUAGAAUACCAGAUGGAGGCUAUCCUCAUGGUCCUCCGGGACCUCUAGGCCUGCUGGGAGUUAGACCAGGAAUGCCUCCUCAGCCCCAAGGACCAGCCCCUUUACGCCGCCCUGACUCCUCUGAUGACCGCUAUGUGAUGACCAAACAUGCAGCUAUAUAUCCAACAGAGGAGGAACUUCAAGCAGUCCAAAAAAUUGUUUCUAUUACUGAGCGUGCUUUGAAACUUGUUUCUGACAAUAUGACUGACCAUGAAAAAAGCAAGAGCAAAGAGGGAGAUGACAAAAAAGACAGUGGUAAAGACAGAGCUUUGAAAGGAGUUUUACGGGUGGGUGUUUUGGCUAAAGGCUUGUUACUUCGUGGAGACCGAAAUGUCAAUCUUGUUUUGUUAUGUGCUGAGAAGCCUUCAAAGAUGUUACUUGGCUUUAUUGCUGAAAGUCUUCCCAAACAACUUGCAGUAAUAAGUCCCGAGAAAUAUGAUAUCAAGUGUGCAGUCCCAGAAGCAGCAAUAAUUUUAAAUUCAUGUGUGGAACCCAAAAUGCAAGUUACUAUCACACUGACGUCUCCAGUCAUUCGGGAGGAGAACAUGAGGGAUGGAGAUGUAACCUCGGGUAUGGUGAAAGACCCACCGGACGUCUUGGACAGGCAAAAAUGCCUUGACGCUCUGGCUGCUCUACGCCACGCUAAGUGGUUUCAGGCUAGAGCUAAUGGUCUGCAGUCCUGUGUGGUUAUCAUACGUAUUCUUCGUGACCUCUGUCAGCGGGUUCCAACUUGGUCUGAUUUUCCAAGCUGGGCUAUGGAGUUGCUUGUGGAAAAAGCAAUUAGCAGUGCUACUGGACCACAGAGUCCUGGGGAUGCACUAAGAAGAGUUUUUGAGUGUAUAUCUUCAGGAAUCAUCCUUAAAGGUGGUCCUGGCCUUCUGGACCCUUGUGAGAAAGAUCCUUUUGAUACACUUGCUGUAAUGACAGAUCAGCAACGAGAGGAUAUUACUUCAAGUGCACAGUUUGCGCUGAGACUCCUUGCAUUCCGUCAAAUACACAAAGUUUUAGGAAUGGAUCCAUUACCACAGAUGAAUCAACGCUUCAGCAUCCAUAAUAAUCGUAAAAGAAGAAGGGACAGUGAUGGGAUUGAUGGGUUUGAAGCAGAGGGAAAAAAAGACAAAAAAGAUUAUGAUAACUUUUAAAAAUGUUUGUCAUUAGUGCUAAGAUUGAAGGUGAUAAAAAGUCCAUUUGUUGCCUUGCUUUUAAAUGGAUAAAAUAAUGUAUGUUUAAAAUAUGCAAAAACAACUCAGUAAUUAGAUUUGUAAGAGAAAAACAUAGCUCUUCUGUGAGAUUGUGAAUAUUUUAAUGAUAUACUGUAUCAGACAUUAUGGAUGGAAAGACUGCAAAUGGAAACUGUCAUUGAAAAAAAGUGUUAAGUUUAUUCCUCAUUACAUUUUCUUUAAAUGUGUUGCUAACUUUAGUCUGCAUCUCUCUUGUGCAUUGAUUUAUCUUAACUGUAUUUAAUGCAGCAUUUGUGCAUCUGUUCCUAUGUGUAUUUUGAUCACUUUUUUAUUUAGAAGGUUUUUUGUUUGCCUUUGACACUAGUUGUAUAAGUUGCAUUCUGUUAGCAUAAACUGUUGCAAUUCAUAUUUUACAGAACUUCAUUUUGUAAAGUGAGACUUCAGGAUUAUGUUUUUGCUUUUGUUUUCCUAAAUGUGAAGGGGUUGCAACACAUAAUUAUCCUGCCAUUUGAGUUCUCAGAAUUAAAUGUUUUUGCCAAUCUUGUGGCAUUUGUCUCUUUAGUGUGAUAUAAUGUGAUAUUAAGACAAAUUUUUGUUAAUCUAAUCAACUUUGCUGUUAGUUGUGUAUUAGCAGUAUAAAAGCUAAUAUAUACAAUAUGGUCUUGCAACAGUUUUAAAGCAGCUGCAUAAUUGAUCAAAGUUUUGCAUGAUGUUUUGAAGUUUUUUAAUACAAGAGCUUUUAAAACUAUCAUUUUAGGUUAAAUGCAUAUGUCUUUCUAUGAUUGACUUUGUGACAUAGCAAGGUCAAAAUAUAACUUUCUGAAUUUCCUUUCUCAAUAUACAAGCAGAAGCAGGCAUUUCCCAUUUAGACAUAGUAAUUCUUUUCAGUCCACUUUGUUGAUAUUAAUGCCUCUCAGCCCUUAAAAUACCCAUUUGUCAUAUCAGUGCCUGUAAGGGCAUUCCUUAUAGCUAUUUCUGUAUAGACUCUCAGUGAUUUUUUUUAAUAAUUCAAAAAUUUAAAAGUUAAGUAUAACUGAAAAAGUGAACAUUAUUAAAGGAAAAAAGUAACCCUGAAAAUUGUUUGAUGUAUGCCUAUGUCUCUUUCAAAAAGCUAAGUAUAGCGGUGGUGUAGUAAUGUUACACCAUACUGUUGAUGUAUGCUCUAGUACACAGAUGUGAUUUGUUGUCACAGCACUACUGUGGAAUAUGCAGCUAAAAGCUAAAAUGUAUUAAAUUACUAAAAUUCAUUAUACACUUGAAGUUUCCCUCGUUCUGUUCAGUCUGUAUUAUGCUUUGUUGCAAACCCAUAAAACUUGCAGAUAAACAUAGACUAACAUUCUGGUAACUAUUGAUGGCUGUAGGAGCGUAUCACACAUUACAAAGACUAUUUGUUAUUUCUGGUACAAUUAAAAACCCUUUUUGUUCCA